This is a messenger RNA of Mesorhabditis spiculigera, 5271 nucleotides long. The record is from the annotation of a GenBank genome assembly. Lineage: Eukaryota; Metazoa; Nematoda; Chromadorea; Rhabditida; Rhabditidae.
AUGAAGAACGAUGGCGUGAGGAGUUCGUCAGCCUCCGGGCAAGGGCGAACCCCUUACGGAGCACCUGGCGGUUAUGGCCUACCUGGGCCGCCAGGCCAACAACCACCGCACAUGGUACCACCACCACCCGGCCACCAAGAACUUCGAGGCGGUUUCCCGAAUCUCGGGCCCGGCCUCGGUCAGCUUUUCCCCCAGUCUAACAGCCCUUACUCCAACCCCAACGGCCAGUUCCGGCCUCCUGAUCGACCGGACAACCUACAAGGACUGGGAACAAGCGGACUUGGAAUGCAGAAUAACCCGUUUGCCUCUCGUCAAAUGUCGAUGUCCCCAUCAACGCAAAUGAUGAGAAGUGGCAUGCCAGGCGGACCACCCGGGCAACCACUGGCUCAGCGGCAAAACUCGUCAUCCGGUUCGUGGGGUAAUCUACCACCACCGGGCGCAAUGCGAAAUGUAACGGGAGCGACAACACCGCAGGGACAAAUCGACUUUCGCCCGCAACUUCCACCUACUGGAGCGAAUUCGGAUUUGCAGAUCCCGACUCGCAACAACUAUGCCCCACCAAACGUGUCAAGCGAACAAGACGUUACACAGACGCAAUUCUCCGAUGAAGUGCAGGAUGAAGCCAACACAUAUUUCAUGCAAAUAUACUCCCCGACCAAGCUGCUCACCGUGGAGAACUUUCUGGCGAAACUGCGACAAUUCCAGACGUCGCAAAACCAGCGUGACCGUGAUGUGCUGGCUUGCGUGAUCAAGAACUUGUUCGAGGAAUAUCAGUUUUUCCAAGAAUAUCCGGAAAGGGAAUUGCUGACUACGGCUGAAGUCUAUGGCGGGAUCAUACGCGACACCAUCAUAACGAAUCUCCAAUUCGCAACGGCUGUUAGGAAGGUCAUUGAGAGUCUACAAACGGAUACGAACUCGAGGCUGUAUCAGUUUGGUCUGGCAGCAUUGAAUGUAUGCAAGAACAAACUAUGUUGUUACCCGAAGGUUUGCGCGAUGAUCAUGCAACAUGAGAAUUUCGCGAAGUUUCCGCCGCAACUCGUCUCCUAUGUCAAAGCUGGAAUCACUGAAAAGCAACCGCAAGCCAACGGCCGGGAAACGCCUCAGAUGCUGCAUUCUCCGCAGUCUACAGGCUCUGGACCCCUCCAACAAUCCAGCCCACAGCGGAGUGAUUCGAUGUCGGCCCUGAAUCCAGGCUUGAAUGCGAGGCAGACUGGGUCCAGCUCACGUGCCGGUCCUGGUGCCCUUUCGUUGACGAACGCUGAAACGUUGAUCUUGGCGACUGAAAAAGAGGGAGCUGAAUGUGCCAAGCCACCCGAGACCGUCGUUGACAAGGUUUCAUUCCUUUUCAACAACUUGUCGCAGUCCAACUUGACGGCUAAGACAGACGAAAUGCGUGAGAUCAUUGAAGAGCACGGAGAAACCUUCACGGCCUGGCUUUCACAAUACAUCGUCAUCAAGCGGGUUUCGACCGAGCCCAACUUCCAACCGUUGUAUAACAGCUUCUUGGUGGCGAUCGAAGACAGAAGCUUAGACAACUUUGUAAAAGAAGAAACUUUGCGCAAUAUCAAGGUGCUUUUGCGCUCGGAUAAGCGAAUGGCUGCUUCGAACUACAGUGACCGUACUUUGCUGAAGAACCUGGGCAUAUGGUUGGGAACAAUCACGAUCGCGAGAAACCGUGCUUUCACACUGGAGGAGCUCGAUCUGAAGUCCCUGCUGAUGGAGGCAUACUAUAAAGGACAAGCCGAACUUUUGUUCGUAGUGCCAUUCGUUGCCAAGGUCAUCCACGCUUCCGGAAAACCCGCGUCGCUCGUCUUCACCGCUAAUUCGUCAUGGAUCCGCGGGAUCAUGAAGAUCAUGGCCGAGCUGCACGAUGAGCCAGAUUUGCGGAUCAACUUGAAAUUCGAGAUCGAAGUUCUCUGCAAAGACCUUGGCGUUAGCCUCGAAAACUUGCUGACAAUGGUGGACGGCGAGCUAAAGGACACUGACAAGCUGUUGGGACUGAAGCAGCAACUAUCAGAUGUACGCGAGCUGCAGCAGCCCUCUAACCUAGGCACUUCGCCGAUUCCUGCCCAGAUGCGUAUGGCGAUGGGCACUGGAGCCGACCUUCAAAACAUUAUGCUGACGGGCAGCGAAGGCAGAAACACGCCGCUACCAGAUGCUGCCGGUGAAGGACCAGGCCUAGAACCUGCUGCGCCUCGAUUUCACUUCCAUGAGCUCGCAUCCUACUCACAAGAAACAAUUGCACAAUACAUUACGGUUCCCGCUGACCACUUCCUCUUCCACCUUCACGCGCCCCUGAAGCAAUUCAUUCGCCCGGCUUUGGUCCAGGCUAUCAAGGAACUUCUGGCAGACUUACCUGGCCCGGUAGCAGACCGUUCAUUGAAAGUCGGCACCAAUGCCACUGAAUGUCUGGCCCGCAAAGACUUUGGGUUUGCUUCGGACGAACAGCAGCUCCGGCAUAAUGCCCAUUUCAUCGCCGCUGCUAUGGCCUACAUCACGGUGCGUGAGGCGAUCCACACCACGGUGUUCAAUUAUUUGACACAAACAUUCACCCAUCAGCUCCGAGGUGUCCCUCACAUCGAUCCAAAAAUGAUCGAAGAUUGCGCGAUGCGCUGUAUGCUCGAUAACUUGGAGCUGAUCGUUAACUUCGUGACGAAGGCUACGUGUGAAAAGGCUGCCCUCGAAGCGGAGCGUCGCCUGGAGCCGGACUUCCAUUCGCGUAUGCUUGCCAGAAGAGAACAGAAGGAAUGGGUUCCGUCGGCCGAGUAUUUGGAGAGUCAAGAAAUGCUGCCCGAAAAACUGCGCACUCCUGCCGGUCCACUCCAGCCCGAGCUGUUGGCGGUCUACGAAGAAUUUCUUUCCAAAAUCUGCGGCUUCAAGGCCAGCACUCCGGAUGAAUUCAUGCGUUCGAUUUCUCACUGCAUAAGCUCAACUGCAUCCAACUUUGAAAUGGAUAUGCGUGAUCCACAAGAACUGGAAAAGUAUAGCCAGCUGUUUCGCAACCUCGCGGAAGAGUGUGGGCGUCUCUACCAGCGUACAAACGGGAAUCCGGCGUUGGUGAAAGUUGCACGGGCAUUCUCACUGCUUCGCGAGAAGACUUUGGCCCUUUCUGCAGAACCAAGCAAUCCAGCCCUUCUCAAAGACACCUUCACCAACACAAUGGAACAAUUCCUCAACUCGUACAUCCCUUCUGCAAUCGCUCCACAAGCCAAAGAAGAAGCUGAGCUCGUCAGCCGGGUGGCCGACACAGCCUUGUACGUUCUGCAGGCGCUAGUACAAAAGAAUAGCCACCAGAUGGUCGCUCAGAAAAUCACGGAACUAUUGAUUACAUCACAGAUGGAUUUCCGUUUCAAUAUUGAAGCCGUUGAGAUGCUCAUUUCGCAAAAGCUCAUCAUCACUGACCAAUACGAUCGCUGGCUUGGUGAGAUGAUUGAGCAUGGUCAGCACUCAUUUGCCGCUGUUUUUGCUCAGAAAUUACUUCGGUUGAUCUACCACGGCAGCGGCUCUGACAGUGAUAUCCGGGCUCGCUUUCCCCUGACGUUUGAGCAACUACAGAAGCUACAGACCUUGAACAACAUGAGACCGUUGGAGACCGGAAUAGCACAAUCGCCAAUCGGCGGAGCAACCGGCAACUACUUCCAGGGUCAGGAGCGCCUCGGCCAUAAUAUGGGCGAGGACAAUUUUGAUCUUCAGGGCAAGGCGGAACAGAUCUUGCGCGAAUGGAUCUCCCUCUGCUACACGCCUCUCACACAGCGUGAACCGCAGCAGGCCUUGGCAAACAUGAUCCACAUGAUGCACGAGCACGGUGUUCUUGCUACAGAUCAAAUGAUUACGAAGUUCUUCCGCCUGUGUAUCGAUAUGUGCGUCGACGUUUCUUAUCGCUUGCUCAAAGAAGAACAAGGAAGCCCGAAUUCUGUCAUCCGUCAGCGUUGCUAUUACACAUUGGAUGCUUUUGUCAAGCUCACAUGUUUGAUGGUCAAAUACUCGGAUGGGAAUCAGACUCACACCAAGAUCAACCUGUUCAAAAAGGUUCUGAACCUUCUGACGAAUGUCCUGAUGAGCGAUCACGAGACCCGUCGCCAAGAAUUCAAUCCGAUGCCCUAUCAUCGCAUUUUGAUCAGCCUCUUCAACGAACUCUCACAUGCCGAUCCGGCUCUUGAGAACAUUGGCUGGCCCAUUAUGGAGGCAUUCGGACAGGCUUUGUUUUCUCUCCAGCCACGUCGUGCUCCACGCUUCGCUACUGCUUGGCUGGAUAUCGUUGGGCAUAGGAACGUGAUCGGACGGCUGGUCGCUACUCACUAUCAUUCUCAGGGAGAACCAACGGUCGAAAACCUCAAAGCGGUCGCCAUCUACGUGCAGUUUCUAAUCUGCCAGCUGAAAUUCCUCGCGCCAUACCUCCGCAAUCUCGACCUUCCGAAGAGCAUCACUCUUAUUUACCGGGGUACACUACGCAUUUUCCUGGUGCUCCUUCACGAUUUCCCGGAGAUGCUCUGCGAAUAUCACUUCAUCCUAUGCGACAACAUUCCGCCAAACUGCAUUCAGUUCCGCAACCUGCAAGUGGAUUCCAUCCCGGAAAUGGCGAUCGAGCCUAAGAUGAAGUUGGAGAUGCCGCAAUUACUGCCGGCAGAAAUGCGUAGCCAGAUUGACAAUUACCUGAGCAACCGGCUUGACGUUGAACUUCUCUCGUCACUCCCAACUUUGCUAACGGUAUCCCAGGUGGCUGGUUCCAAAUACAACACCACGGUGCUGCAUGCUCUGGUCCUCUACGUCGGAAUGCGAGCUGUUGAAUCGCUUCAUGCUAAAGGUCAACGUAUCUCGAUGACGACGAUUGCUCACACGGCCUUCAUGGAUAUCUUCCAGAACCUAGCUGUCAGGCUCUGCACCGAAGGACGCUACAGUCUCUUCAACGCCAUUGCCAAUCAACUGCGCUACCCCAACGCGCAUACCCACUACUUCAGCUGCACCCUACUCUACCUAUUCCAGCAGGCCGACAUGAAUGUCAUGAAGGAGCAAAUCACGCGCAUUUUGUUCGAACGCCUCGUCGCUCUUCGUCCACAUCCAUGGGGACUGCUCGUCACAUUCAUCGAGCUGAUCCGCAACCCGAACUAUUGUUUCUGGGACCACGACUUCACCAAGUGCACUCCUGAGAUCGAGAAGUUGUUCAUGAGCGUUGCUACCACCUGUAAUUCGGUCGCGAAGCUGAUCCGAUCGGCUGUCGCCGACACCACUCAAGGCGCUGCUCCACUAGAAGUUGCCGCCGCUGCCGCCAGC